AUGGUAGCUUUCAGCAUCAUGAGUCCCAUCUGGAGCUCCAAGGCCUUAUUCCAGCGCAGCAAAGCCCGAAUCUUUAACACCAACGUGAAAGCAGUCCUCCUCGAUGGAUCCGAAACAUGGCGGGUUACCAACACCAUCACCAACAAGAUACAGACAUUUGUCAAUAAGUACAUGCGCCACAUUCUCAACAUCAUGUGGCCUGAGAAGAUUUCUAACACAGACCUAUGGAACAGAACCAACCAUAAUCCCGUCGGUCGGGACAUCAAGAAAAGAAAAUGGGGAUGGAUAGGUCACGCACUUAGAAAACCAGUCGACAACGUCACAAGGCAAGCACUAGACUGGAACCCACAGGGAAAAAGGAAAGUGGGACGGCCCAAACAGUCGUGGAGAAGGUCAGUCGAGGGCGAAGAACGCCGGGUUGACAUGGACCCAGCUCAAGAGAGUAGCCCAGAACAGAAGGACCUGGACUUUGCGGAUGACAUCGGCCUCCUUUCACACAAGCAACAGCAUGCACAGUCUAAGCUAACGCGGCCAGCGGAAGAGGCAGAGAAGACUGGCCUGAGAAUCAACACCAAGAAAACAGAGCUGAUGAGGAUGAAUAAUCGACAACAUCAGCCACUGCAACUACGGGGAGAAGAUCUGAUAGAAACCGACCGCUUUAUGUACCUAGGAAGUGUGGUCAACAUUGAUGGCGGCGCAGAUGAAGACGUUUAG
Molecule: messenger RNA, 714 nt
Organism: Dreissena polymorpha
Lineage: Eukaryota; Metazoa; Mollusca; Bivalvia; Myida; Dreissenidae
Exons: 2
Coding region: 1-714 (237 amino acids)
Source: RefSeq, a predicted model, not a curated record